UAGUUGUCAAAUAGUAAAAUAUUUAUACACCUGUCACAUGUGUACUUCCUAUUUUGCUAAACCUAUUGUUUUGUUGUUAAAUAUUUGAUUGAGGCGUUACUUCGAAGUUUGAUCGAUAGUUGUUGUUCAGUCGUGUGACUUAUAAUUAGUUUGUUAAGAAUUGAAAAAGUUGAAAAAGUGAAUGGUUCUAGGACAAGAGAGAUUUCGUAUGCCCAUCCCGUUAAUGUGACUUUUACCAACACUUGAUUAUUUUACAAUGAAAUAAUUCUUCAGUAUUGAUAAAUAUGGACUCGUCAGGCAGUGACUCCAGUAUAGACAAAUGUUCCUGUGAUAGAGGUUAUAGGUCGCAGGAGAGUGACAGUAGCAGUUCAGAUUCCCCUUCUGCCCCAAAAACAAAAAAGAGCAGAAUAAGCCUGCCAUCUUUGGGCUUCAAUUUACGCAGAGGCAGAUCUCUGAACUUCACAGGAAAAAAAAGUAAAAAAUCCCCCACUUCGGAUGAAAACAAUUCCUCCUCCUCUGGUAACAGUUCCUUAAGUGGCGCUAUGAGGAAAUCGCCAAAAUGGCCACUUAAAUUCCACUGUUACAAAAAGGACCCUAAAGUUGCCCUUCCUAGCCAGGAGGAACAGAACUGUUGUAAAUGUACUUGCUACAAGAGGAAAGAAGAAAAUGCUAACGAAGAACAAAAUGAUGCUCCUACGGUGUCAGAGGUGGCUGCUUCUCCAGAUAGCACAGUCGAUGAACCUUUACAAGAACAACCCCAUGAAGAAGUCACUGUACAACAAGUUGAGAUAAGGGAAUAUAAUGUAGUUAGACCUAGUGAUGGAUUCGAUGAAAGUAUUUAUGGAGUGGCUCCUAUACAGCCCAGUGUCGUGGUUACAGCUCCCUUUAUGGAGUGUAUAAGGACCAUACAUGAAGAUUGCGAUGAGGCUGCAAGGUUGGCAAGGGCGCGAGAAAUAGAGCAGGGCGUAGAGGCUCCCGCGAAUUUCAAGCCUGUACGGAGGGUACAGUUGCUCUGCAGUGAUAUGGAGGCGGAGAAUGGACAGAGACCUCGCAGACUCCAACUGGUGUGCCCCAGAGACCUCAGCGUCGAUUCACUGCGGGCUCUGUUCCACACUAAUGUGACCUUGAAAUCGUGCCCUAUCGAUUCGGUGAAUGGAUGCCACACGCAGGUUGAUUUCAUCCAUUGCCUAGUACCUGAUUUGCUGAAUAUAACCAACUGUAGUUUUUAUUGGGGUAAAAUGGAUAGAUAUGAGGCUGAAAGACUUCUGGAUGGCAAGCCAGAAGGUACCUUUCUACUGAGAGAUUCUGCCCAGGAAGAAUUCCUAUUUAGUGUGUCCUUCCGAAAGUACGGAAGAUCAUUACAUGCUCGUAUCGAGCAAUGGAACCACAAAUUCAGUUUCGACUCCCACGAUCCAGGUGUUUUCACAUCGGAUACGGUAUGUGGGCUGAUCGAGCAUUAUAAGGAUCCAAGCAGUUGUAUGUUUUUCGAACCGAUGCUUACAUGGCCCUUACACAGAAACUUCCCAUUCAGUCUUCAACACUUGUGUCGUGCAGCAAUCACAAGUCGAUUGACAUAUGACAAUAUAAAUUCUCUCCAGUUGCCGAAAACACUGAAGAAUUACUUGAGGGAAUAUCACUAUAGGCAGAAGGUCAGAGUGAAAAGGUUUGACGAUGACGUUCAAUGGCUUGAGCUGCAAAAUAUGUAGAUAUUUCCUUUUUUUGUUUUUAUUAACUUAAUAUUGUACUGUUGAUUUCGUUCCGAUGCCGUCUGUUUAAGAUUUUUAUUUUUAUGGAAUUUUGUAUCAUAGUUUCGAGAAUUUAUGUAAUAAACGUUUGUGGUAUUUUGAAAUAUUAUCCCAGUGAAGAGGUAGUUAAUGCGGAGGAGAGUAACAUAAAUUAGGAAAUGAAUAAUAUUUAAAACAUUUUUUUAUCGAUAAAAUUAUCAAUAAUCUGUUUAUUACUGUUGCAGUUUCUUCUGAUGUUGAAGAAUUUUUUUUCUAAAAUCUUUUGUUAAGUUCCAUUCAUGUUACCAAUAACUUACAAAAUGUUGAUUAUUUUCUUAUGGUCGACUAUCCCUAUUUUGUUGAUACUAUAAUAACCUGUUAUCUGAAAUUGUGCUCAUUUUAAAAAUCAGUUUCUUUUCUGUGAAAGUUUUAAUGAUUUUCAUCUGAAACCAUUAAUAUUGAAAUUAUUAUCGAAAUUUUUUCCUCAAAAGUAUAAUAUGUAUUAGAGAAUCUUAACCCGAUAUUCAAAUAAUGAGUGGUUUGUUUUCACCCUGAUUGGAAAUAAAAUGAAGUAUUCAUCAAUAUGUGAAUCAUUUUUAUAAAAGCUAAAUAAAUUUUAAGUAUUCAAUGAUUGAAUAAUGACUAUUAGAAAUUUUAAUAUUGAUGUGAUGUAAUCAAAUUAUUGCGGCCUAAAAUUUCAUAUAUUUAAAUAUCGUGUAUAUUUGUCCUUGUUCCUCAGUAAAAAAUAUCUUUCAUAUUGUACCUAAUAUUUCAUCAAGGAGUAGGCAAUGGUGGAAAUUUUCCUGAAUUAUUAUGAAUUAAUUAUUCUAUGAAUAUUUUCAACUCAAAAGUUAAGCAUUCCUUGAAUGAAGCAAUAAGUAACAGUUCAGGAGGAACUUCCCCCAUAGGUUAUUUUAUCUGUUCGAUUCAUGAAUUAAAAAAUGCCAUGUUUGAAAUUCCAACAGUAAAGAGUUUAGCAAAAAUAUAAUUAACAGCAUAGGAAUUUUUUUUGUAGAAUCAAGUUCUUUUUAAAAAAUAUUCACCAAACUUCAGUGAAGUUUGUCAAUGCAGUGCUUUAAAUAAUUGUUAACGGAUAGUAUUAUAUGAUUAACUAUGUCUCAAAAUUGAGUAAAUAUCCCAUUGUGAAUAAUAAAUAUGUUUAAUUAAA
Molecule: messenger RNA, 2892 nt
Organism: Coccinella septempunctata (seven-spotted ladybird)
Lineage: Eukaryota; Metazoa; Arthropoda; Insecta; Coleoptera; Coccinellidae
Product: suppressor of cytokine signaling 5-like
Exons: 7
Coding region: 285-1706 (473 amino acids)
Biological process (GO): intracellular signal transduction; phosphatidylinositol phosphate biosynthetic process
Cellular component (GO): phosphatidylinositol 3-kinase complex
Molecular function (GO): 1-phosphatidylinositol-3-kinase regulator activity
Source: RefSeq, a predicted model, not a curated record